This is a messenger RNA of Saccostrea echinata, 1317 nucleotides long. RefSeq lists its product as uncharacterized. Bases 1 to 1317 code for a protein of 438 amino acids. The transcript has a single exon. The record is from RefSeq and is a predicted model, not a curated record. Lineage: Eukaryota; Metazoa; Mollusca; Bivalvia; Ostreida; Ostreidae.
AUGGCGUUUUUAAAUGACAAGAUCACCGACAUCGGACUUCCAGCAGAAUUAACCUUAUUUACAGUCCCUCCCAAUCAAGUAGCUGUAGAAAAAAUCUAUUAUUCGGAAUGCAGACCUGUCAGCUCCUUCGAUUCCGAGGAUGCCCCCAUCGAAAUUUCUAUACCAGGACAGGGUAACGAGUACAUCGAUCUUAGACGCAGUCGACUGUAUGUGAAAUGUAAGAUCAUUAAAUCGGACGGGACUGCUCUCGCCGCCCAGGAAAAGACCGGAAUCAUCAAUGUACCUUUGCAAUCGAUGUGGUCACAGAUCGACAUAUACAUGAAUGGAAAACUCGUUUCCCUCAACACCAGUUACUAUCCUUGGAAAGCUUAUCUAAAACUCCUUAUGUCCAGUGGAGGCGAUGCCACGGAAUCUCAGUUACAGUCCCAGUUAUACUAUUUAGACGACGACGACAUGGAUAACCCUGACGCCUACGGGGGUUCUAACGGAGGACUGGCCAAUCGAUACGCAUUCACCCAGAAGAGCCAGGUUUUCGACAUGGAAGGUCCUUUAUAUGAGGACGUCUUUAGACUAGACAAAUACCUGGUCAAUGGUGUGGAUGUACAUCUUAAGUUUUUUAAGAAUUCUGCUCCCUUUGUGCUCAUGAGCAAAGAGACAAGUCCAAGUUACAAAUUGCAGUUGCUAGACGUUUCAUUUAAGGUCUGCAAGAUCAAAGUCGACAGUGGAGUACUGAUCAAUCAUGCCGAAAUAUUGAAGGACAAGACGGCCAAAUAUCCUCUGACCAGAACCGAAGUGAAAAUGAGUACCUGUCCCAAGGGAUCUGGCACGUUUAUCUGGCAAAACGUGUGGUCCAACACUCUACCGACCAAAGCUCUUUUCUGUUUCGUGUCACAGACGGCGGUAAAUGGGAACUACGAGAAAAAUCCCUACAACUUUCAGAAUCUGGCAGAGGAAAUAGCUCUCUACGUUAACGGCGAGAGCUUGCCUUCCAGACCCAUGAAAAUCGAUACAGGACUUAAUCAAAAUUACAUUUCGCCUUAUGUCAAUUUGUUUGAGGUGGCAGAGAAAUGGAAUAAAGAUGCAGGUCUACAGAUUAAAAGAUUCAUGUUUGGAAAAGGCUAUGCCAUUUAUGCUUUUAGCCUGGUCCCUGACGACCUGGGCGAGGAGUAUUUAAACCUGGUGAGGCAAGGGAACGUGAGAUUAGAGGUGAAGUUUGCUGCCGAUACAAUCGAAACACUAAAUUGCUUGGCUUACGCAGAGUUUCCGGCUCUCUUGGAAGUGGAUUAUUCCCGCGACAUCAAAUACACCAGAGUAUGA